AAUUCAGAAGGGCUCGUGGCAAUGCAGACGACAUCAUGGUCGAUGAGGACACGGCCCAUCCAAACUUGUCUAUUGCUGCGGACAGGAAGAGUUUUACGUAUAAAUCCCAGGUGCAGAAAGUGACUCAAAACGAAGGGAGUUUCGACUCGUCUGUCUGCGUGCUGGGCUCGGAAGGUUUCUCCUCUGGGAAACAUUAUUGGGAGGUGGAUGUCGAAAAAAGCAACGACUGGGAUCUGGGAGUAGCCAGAAAAUCCGCUCCGAGGAAAGGAAUAAUGUAUCUGUCCCCUAAAGAGGGAUUCUGGGCUCUGGGCUUCAGUUUUAAAGUUUACUGGGCAAGAACCGAGCCAUUGACGCGGUUAGCAGUGCAGAAAAAUCCCAGGAAAGUCGGGAUUUACCUUAAUUGUGAAGAGAAAAUUUUGAUUUUUUUCAAUGCUACGGACAUGUCCGUGCUGUUCACUUUUAAAGACUGCACAUUCUCCGAAAAAUUGUAUCCCUUCUUUAAAAACUCACACAAGGAAUCAACCCUAAGAAUUUGUUCGGUUAAAGAAGAAUAA
Molecule: messenger RNA, 554 nt
Organism: Pterocles gutturalis (yellow-throated sandgrouse)
Lineage: Eukaryota; Metazoa; Chordata; Aves; Pterocliformes; Pteroclidae
Product: butyrophilin subfamily 1 member A1-like
Exons: 2
Molecular function (GO): protein binding
Source: RefSeq, a predicted model, not a curated record